UUAAGUAUAAUUGUUGUAUAUGUAAAGGGUGAUUUUUUAAGAGCUUGAUAACUUUUUUAAAAAAAAAAACGCAUAAAAUUUGCAAAAUCUCAUCGGUUCUUUAUUUGAAACGUUAGAUUGGUUCAUGACAUUUACUUUUUGAAGAUAAUUUCAUUUAAAUGUUGACCGCGGCUGCGUCUUAGGUGGUCCAUUCGGAAAGUCCAAUUUUGGGCAACUUUUUCGAGCAUUUCGGCCGGAAUAGCCCGAAUUUCUUCGGAAAUGUUGUCUUCCAAAGCUGGAAUAGUUGCUGGCUUAUUUCUGUAGACUUUAGACUUGACGUAGCCCCACAAAAAAUAGUCUAAAGGCGUUAAAUCGCAUGAUCUUGGUGGCCAACUUACGGGUCCAUUUCUUGAGAUGAAUUGUUCUCCGAAGUUUUCCCUCAAAAUGGCCAUAGAAUCGCGAGCUGUGUGGCAUGUAGCGCCAUCUUGUUGAAACCACAUGUCAACCAAGUUCAGUUCUUCCAUUUUUGGCAACAAAAAGUUUGUUAGCAUCGAACGAUAGCGAUCGCCAUUCACCGUAACGUUGCGUCCAACAGCAUCUUUGAAAAAAUACGGUCCAAUGAUUCCACCAGCGUACAAACCACACCAAACAGUGCAUUUUUCGGGAUGCAUGGGCAGUUCUUGAACGGCUUCUGGUUGCUCUUCACCCCAAAUGCGGCAAUUUUGCUUAUUUACGUAGCCAUUCAACCAGAAAUGAGCCUCAUCGCUGAACAAAAUUUGUCGAUAAAAAAGCGGAUUUUCUGCCAACUUUUUUGGUAAUAAAAUUCAAUGAUUUGCAAGCGUUGCUCGUUAGUAAGUCUAUUCAUGAUGAAAUGUCAAAGCAUACUGAGCAUCUUUCUCUUUGACACCAUGUCUGAAAUCCCACGUGAUCUGUCAAAUACUAAUGCAUGAAAAUCCUAACCUCAAAAAAAUCACCCGUUAUAUAUGUAACAAGUAAAUAUAUAAUGAGAGAAGUGAGAGCGCGAAAUAGUUGUAUUAACUAUUUUUACGUAUAUUUAUGUGUGUUUAUAUGUAUAUUGUUGUUUAAUGUAGUAUGUAUAUGAAGAGAGAAUAUGUAUGGGAAAUGAGAGAGCACAAGGAUGGGUACGAUUGCGGUAUCAUUUAUAUAGCGCGAAUAUAUAUAGCGAGGAAUAUAUGUACAUACCUAAAUCUCUUUAAGCAGUGUAUUAUUUUUUAUUUCUUUUUUCUUCUGCCUUUACUUAGAAUUAUUAGCGAUCCUGCUUUUUGCUUUUUAGCUUAAGGGGUAUCGCUGUAGAAAUUGCAAGUAUAUAAUACUUGACUUAUGUAAAAUAUUAGUUUUGUGGUUUAUUUUGUGGUGUGUUUCGGGACACAGAAUAAGUCUAUAUGCAGGUAUUACUUUUUGUCUUUUGUAUUUAUGUAUGUAUAGCAGUGGUCGGCAAACUUAUACAAUCAAACAAUUUAUUUUGUGAGAGUGUAUGCGCGUUGAGAACUACUCAACUGACCAAGAGUUCUGUUCUACUGGUCCCGGACUUUUUUAGAACUGGGGAAAUAUACCAAUACAGGUUACCUAACCAUAAUUUUUCUAGUGUACGUUAACUUAACACAUACAAUCAAUUGUUUUUACUGCGUAGAAAUGUGUAUGAAAACAUUAUAAAGCAGUCAACUUUAUGUAAAUUACAUUUUUUGCAAAACAAAAAUCGAUAGUUCUACUUCGAGUUAAACACACAAUUAUUAAUUAUAUUACAAACAUUUUAAAUGGCGAAUGAAGUUGGAAAAUUAAUCGUUGUGUUUUUAUGAACUGACUUGCAAAAAUAAUAAAAAAAAAUAAUAAUCUAAAUAGAAAUAUAAUAAUAUAUAUAAAAGCAUUGUCUUUUGUGUUUAUACAUGCGUGCGUACCAUCCACCAUACGUCCUGCUCGCUGUGAAGCAAAGAUAAUAUGAUACGAAACUCUUCUCUUUUGCUUGUUGAGAGAGCCCAUGAACUCAUUUUUGAUGUUGGCAACAAAGCCAGAUCAUGGGCUACUGAACAGCUGGUAGACAAUAAGGCGACUUGCCAGAGAAAAUCCCGCCAAUAAUUACGAACGAAAUCAGUGCGUUAUUUUUCAUUAUAAGUGCAAAAGUUAAAUUUCAACACUGAAAACGACGUAAAACCCCAUUAAUAUUACAAAUUCAGUUGAAAAAAUGCCAAAAACAAAAAAUCGAUGUGUUGUUGGAUGCGUAGAUGCGCGACGGUUUUUUAAUUUUCCAUGCAAGGAGAAGGAUGAAUCCAGGUCAGUUAAUUUAUUAUAAUUUGUAGUGAAAAAUGUGUAAAUUUAUAUAUUUGUAACAUGUAGAUUUAAUUCUAACGAAUUAGUGAUUAUAUAUAGUUUACACGCAAUAUAUUGCAUGAUAAAAAAUAUACCAUGUAAAUGUAAAUGUUUUUAUUUAUUAUACUAAUAUUAUUUAGUAGAUAGUAUAUUUUAUUAUUAUGUAAAGCUUAGAAAUGCUUUAUGGUGAAUGUUUCCAUUUUUAUAGUUUUAUUCUAAUAUAAAUUAGUGGACUUAGAAUUUAUUGAUGAGUUGUUCAUAUUUUUUAUAAUUUUGCAACUUAUUGCUAAAUAACAAAUUAUGUAUGUUAAUUUUAAUUUUGUUACAAUAUUUAAGUAUGGACCAAAGUCCACAAAAAACAAUAGAGUAUUAUAAAUAUAAUCAGAGUAGAAUAGUUUUUAGUAAGUAGUAAUAAAUGUUGAGGUACUUUAAUGCGUUGCAAUUUAUUAUAUUUAUUUUCGGCUAAAUUGGAUACGUAGUCGUUUUUAGUUCGUUAUUUUUAAAUAUAGUAUGAUAAGUAAAUAUAUUAAGGUGUAGGGAAUAUUUGUUUUCUUGUAUAAUUUUAUUAGACAUUCAGUUUGGCUUCAGCGAUUGGGCGUAGGAGAAAAAAAUACCAAUAAGUAUUUAUAUGCUUGCGACCGCCACUUCUCCGGCAAAUUAAAAUUAAAAAAAAAACUGUCGCCAACUGCGGUUCCCGACAUUAAUUUGCCUCCUACUCCCAGUUUUCAGGUAGAUUUAGAGAUUUUCCCAAAUAUUGUCGAGAAUCCCUCUGAUUCAAGCGACCUUUUAUUACUAGCUUCUGCAGCUGAAGGUGCACAGGCACAUGAAAUAGGAGUUUUGAACAAUUUCCCCAUGGGCAGUAGUUGUGUAGAUAGAGGAUCUCAAACGAAUUUUAGUUUGACAUCCAUCGUAAAAAGUAAUUCAAAAUAUAUGGAGGAAAAUUUAAGUUUGAGGGCUCAAUUGGAAGAAAAAGACCAGGAGAUUAGCUAUUUAAAGUAUCAAUUGGUAGAAGUGUCAUCAAAAGUUAAGUCUUUAGAGAGGGAUAUUAAAACUUUGAGAAAGGAUUGUGAUAGGGAUUUAGAUAGAGAUUUUCCUCCACAAAUAAAAAGUAUUAUAAAAAACAGCUUGUUAAAUUGCACCCGUCAACCAAAAGGUCGUAGAUACGACAAUUAUUUUAAAACGUUGGCUUUAGGUGUAUACUUUCUUUCUCCUUUAGCAUAUAGACACCUAAAGCCUCUUCUUAGAUUUCCGGAAGAGAGAACACUUGACGAGUUCGUUUCCGAAUGGCCCCGAGACCCCGGUUGUAGUAAUAGUUCUUUGAAAUGUUUAGAGUUAAGAAGCCGGGGUUUCACUCAGGAGCAAAAGUUCGUGUCAAUUUUGUGUGACGAAAUGGCACUUAAGAGUCAUUUUCAAUACGUCCCUAAAUUUGAUAAAAUAGUAGGAGUUGAAGAUUACGGCGAUGAAAAUCGUACGUCUAGGAUAGGCAAUAGUGCAAUGACUCUUAUGGUUCAAGGUAUUGGUGGAAUACCUUGGUCACAUCCACUUUCUUAUUUUAUUGUCCAUGGGUCAUGUAAAGGGGAUGUUGCCAAAAAAUAUAUAUUUGAGGCCAUCACCCAAUUACAAAAUAUUGGUCUUAUACCUUGCCAUUUUGUUUCAGAUCAGGGAUCUAACUUUUUGUAUUUGUCCAGAAUUUUAGGAGUAUCAGAAGAGCGCCCAUAUUUCCAGGUAAAUGGCAAGGAUAUAUUCUUUUUUUUUUGAUAGUCCCCACCUUUUAAAGAGUACCAGGAAUUGUUUAGAAAAUUCGAAGAACAGAGUCAGUUAUAAAUCGCGUCCGGUGAGUUGGGAAGAUAUCAUUCAUUUCUAUCACAAAGAUUCGCAAAAUCCCGUGAGAUGCGCCCCGAAAUUAACUGAAGCACAUAUGUUUCCGAACAAUUUCCAAAAGAUGAGCGUGAAGCUAGCCUCCCAGGUUAUGAGUGACACCGUAGCUUCGGGUAUGCUCGCUUCAUAUAGCUCUGGUCUUCUGUCCUGUCCUGACGCUAGGUUUUUGAAUACAUCU
Molecule: messenger RNA, 4360 nt
Organism: Zeugodacus cucurbitae (melon fly)
Lineage: Eukaryota; Metazoa; Arthropoda; Insecta; Diptera; Tephritidae
Exons: 2
Coding region: 3157-4062 (301 amino acids)
Source: RefSeq, a predicted model, not a curated record